AUGACAACAGAAAGCAGGCAACGUCGAUUUAUUAGCGCCAGAUGUGGAGGAAAAACCUACAACCCGACAUUUCGUAUGUGCUGUGGUGGUACAAUAAAGUCAGGUCGGGAAUACGACUCGCGUGUUGCGGGACUCAAGCUUACGAUUCUAAUUUCAGGAUCUGCUGUGGUGGCACUGUACAAGUCAGGUCGGGAAUAAAACCCGCGUGUUGCGGGACCCAAGCUUACGAUGGAAAUUUCAGGAUCUGCUGUGGUGGCACUGUACAAUUUAGGUCGGGAAUAAGACCCGCGUGUUGCGGGACCCAAGCUUACGAUGGAAAUUUCGAAUCUGCUGUGGUGGCACUGUACAAUUUAGGUCGGGAAUAA
This is a messenger RNA of Porites evermanni, 365 nucleotides long. NCBI's taxonomy places the organism in Eukaryota, Metazoa, Cnidaria, Anthozoa, Scleractinia, Poritidae. The record is from the annotation of a GenBank genome assembly.